UAAUAAGAACAUAACACUAUUAACACACAAAAUACCACAAAGACGCAUCAAAGAAUUGUAACGGGAAAUGGAACUGAUUGCUUUUUUUGGGAUAGGCCUCGCUGCCGGGGUGGUUAUAGGCUUGGUGGUUCUUGCGGUAUGGUUCCUCGUCAAAAAGUUCAGGAAGUCGUAAUUAAUUAAUAGCCAAAAUGUGUUUAAAUGUAAUAACCUUAUCAUAAUAUUAAGACAUAUUUUAAUAAUUAGUAGUUUCAUGGAUGAUAUAUAUAUAACUGACGAGAGUUUGUAUUUCUUGAAUAAUUAAGUCAUAUUUUACAAAGUAUAAGCGAUAAACAGAUGUGUACAUAGUCGAAAAAUCGUGUCUAUGUAUGACUAUUGCUACACUAGUUUGAAAUAUGUUUGGAUAAUGAAUCAUACUCACCAAUUUAUGUAUUGCUA
Messenger RNA from Capsella rubella, 435 nucleotides. RefSeq lists its product as uncharacterized. Lineage: Eukaryota; Viridiplantae; Streptophyta; Magnoliopsida; Brassicales; Brassicaceae. The transcript has a single exon. The coding region runs from base 68 to 172 and encodes 34 amino acids. The record is from RefSeq and is a predicted model, not a curated record.